ACCAGAAAUUAGUAGUUUAUUUUGCUUCUAUAAUUUGUUUCUUCUCUCAAAAUGUGCUCUUGAUAAAGUUAUUGUGAUUUAAAAGUGAAAGUAGGUUUUUUAGGGGUUACUCAUGCGUAUGCAAGUCUCAAAGGAUUUAUUUAUUUAUACUAAGGAUGGGAGGAAUAUAUUUGAUAAUUUACAAUUGUCUUCCCCUCGUAUUAUGUGAUCUAUCUCUUCUCUUGCUACACACUAAUGACAUGCAUUCUAGAUAUGAACAGGUGGAUCGAAACAUGGGCAAAUGUAAGGCAAACGAGAAAGACUUUUGCUACGGAGGUUUUGCGAGGAUUCAUGAGAUGGUAAAACACUUCAAGAUAGAAGCUCAAGCUGUGGGAAGGUCAACUCUCUUUGUCAAUGCUGGAGACACUUUCACAGGAACCCCCUACUACACUCAGUUUAAAGGGGAGCUUGCAGCAAAAAUGAUGAAUACUCUAGACAUUGAUGUGAUGACUUUAGGCAACCACGAGUUUGAUGAUGGAAUCCAGCCUCUGGCUUCUUACAUUGAUAAAGUAAAUAUUCCUGUAGUCUGUAGCAACCUGGAUCUGUCUCAAGAGCCGAGGCUUCAAACACCUAAAAUAACUUCGUCAAUAACACUCUCAGUGAAUGGUACCAAAGUAGGAAUUGUAGGUUGUCUUACCACCACAACAGUCAACAAUCAUAACCUCGGCGGUGUGAAGAUUUUGGAUGAAAUGUCAAGCAUUAGAAAAGAAGUAAGUAAGUUGAAGGAUGAAGGAGUAAAUGUUAUCAUAGCAUUAAGCCAUUCAGGAUAUGAUGUAGAUUUGAAAAUCGCAAAAUUAGUCGAAGAUAUUGAUGUAAUUGUCGGUGGACACACCCAUACUUUUUUGUACUCGGGGAAAAAAAUUCCGGAGCUAGAAGAACCUAGUGGACCUUAUCCAACAGUGGUGACGCAAGAAUCGGGUAAACAAGUUCUUGUGGUUCAAGCUUACUUUGGAACUAAGUACUUAGGGUAUCUGGAGUUAAAUUUUAAUAGCGAAGGUGAGCUCAAGUCUUUCAACGGCUCUCCAAUUCUCCUUAUAGGACUUUUUCCACAAGAUCCUGAUAUACUGCGAGUGUUAGAACCUUACAAGGAGAGGUUGGAAGGAAAGACAAAUAAAAUCAUCGGCUACACUCAUGUCUUCCUCGAUAGUAAUAACUACAAGUGUAAAGUAUCAGAGUGUGAGCUUGGUAACUUGAUCACGGACGCUUUUGCUGACUACAUGGAGAUGCGUUGUCCUUCCCUGCCAGUAUCAGUGGGAUUGAUGAAUGCUGGAGGAAUCAGAAGUUCCUUUGAUCCAAUAUCUGGAGGACACAACGGAUCAAUCACUUUAGGAGAUGUUAUGACAGUGUUACCCUGGGGAAAACCGAUAGUUGCAGUUAACUUGACGGGACGAGUACUCUUACAAGUGCUGGAACAUGCUGUAUCUAGGUUUGACGAAAUCAAAACAUCAAAUGUUCAUAACUUUUUACAAGUUUCUGGACUUCGGGUCACAUACGAUCUGUCUAGAGAAGUCGGCCAUCAGGUAACUAAUGUUAAAGUACUUUGUAGAAACUGCACAAUUCCAUGGUUUAAGCCACUACAGCUAGAGACAACUUAUGGAGUAGUUGUACCAGAACAUUUGGUAAAGGGAGGGGAGAACUUCACCAUGUUGGCUAACAUCACUAAAGAAUGUGUGUCAGAAGAAGUUGAUUAUACGAUUGUGGCUAAAUACAUAGAACAUUUUAGCCCUGUCAAUCCGCGAAUAGAAAAACGUAUUGAAAUGGAACAAGGAGAAAUGGAUGAAUCGAUUUUAAUAAUUUUAUGUUACAUCAUGAUAGUUCUUCUGGUGAUUUUCAUUUUCAAAGAGACAUUAUUCACACCAGUAUAUAGAUUUUUUCGAAGAAGGUCGAAUGAAAAACCAACAAUGACUCCUAAUGAGACUGAAGAAUAUUCAAGACUUAUUACCUAGUAAAAAACCUUUACCAUAGUAUAUGUAACCAGAAAAUAAAAUCCUGAAAAUACCGUAGAUUCUUUAAACUUAUACAUUUUCAAAUUUUGUAUCAAUGUAACAAUUAUUACUAUUAGAUUUAUUAACCCUUAAGUACUGCGUGGGGUGUUCAGAGAAUCCCAUUAAGGUAAAUUUUGUGUUGCUAGCUAGCCUACAUCUUCUACAAUUUUGCGCUGCUCAGUACUUUCAGAUGGGAAUGUCUCAGAUCAUUCAAGGCCAGUCACUGGCAGUUUCUUCAAUGCAUAGAGUGUGUGUGUGUGUGCAUUGGGGUGCCGACAGACCCCCGUGCGAUUACUAGUGUUUUAUCAACUGAUUUUUUUAAACAUGUGUUUGGUUUUAGUGUAAAAUUAAAAACAAUAAUUUUA
Messenger RNA from Macrosteles quadrilineatus (aster leafhopper), 2389 nucleotides. Its product is annotated as protein 5NUC-like. The coding region runs from base 156 to 1985 and encodes 609 amino acids. The transcript has a single exon. Gene Ontology annotation, molecular function: 5'-nucleotidase activity. NCBI's taxonomy places the organism in Eukaryota, Metazoa, Arthropoda, Insecta, Hemiptera, Cicadellidae. Gene Ontology annotation, cellular component: plasma membrane. The record is from RefSeq and is a predicted model, not a curated record. Gene Ontology annotation, biological process: AMP catabolic process.